UCCGCCAAGAAAAAUGGAACGGUAUAAUAAAUUCUUACAAGUACAAUAAUGUUAAUUGGAAUGUAGACACCCUGAUUAAUCUCAAGAAAUCAAAUUGUAGCGCAGCCUCCAAUUAGCAUAUAUGAACCAUAUAUUCGGAAUUAGUUUACCAAACACACAUAAUAAUACACACAGACCAAGGAAAAGGUGAAUGAAAAUAGCAAAGCAUCGAAAAGAAAACAAAGUGCAGGGAAGGGAAGGAAGCAAGUAGAUCACAUCACAGGGAGAGACAAGACAAUCAAAUCAAAAGGAAAGGAAAAGAAACCCAAACCAUCCUUCCUUCCUUCCCCUGCUCUAGUUCACUUCUCUACCCAUCCUCUGCUUUUUACUCUGUUCUUGGCUGUCUCUCCCUUUUGCUUUUCCACUUUACCACCUCAAAACAAAUACGAAACUGCAUACAAUCUUCAAUACGCCAACUUCCCUUUCAUCUCCCACUAUAACACUCUCACUAGCUCCCACUCCCCGGCUUUUCUUUUCUUUUCUUUUCUUUUCUUUCGGCUUCCCCCUCACAACCUCUUCAUGGCGGCAUCGCCAUGGCUGCACUCUGCCUCGCUCCUCAACCACAUUCUUCUGUUCAUCGCCACAUUGCUAUUUCAGCAGCAGGGACAGGGAGGGGUGGUUAUGGUGGAGGCAACAUCGUCAUGGUGCGUGGCUCGAAGCGACGCUAGCUACCAGGCGCUGCAGACGGCUCUGGACUACGCAUGCUGGGCAGGGGCCGACUGCACGCCCAUCCAGUCAGACGGUCUCUGUUUCCUCCCCAACACAAUCCAAGCUCACGCUUCCUACGCAUUCAAUAGCUACUACCAGCGCAAGGGGAUGGCCCCUGACUCCUGCGACUUCUCCGGCACUGCCAAUAUCGCCCGCACCGAUCCCAGCUAUGGAUCUUGCGUCUAUCCCUCUUCUCUCAGCGCGGCAGGAGGGGCAGCUACACCCACAAUGCCGACAACUAACCCCAAUUCGCUCACACCGCCGGUGACCACCACUACUACUCCGACCACCAUCACCGACCUUUCUCCACCGAUGCCCACCGACAACUCCAAAGCUUCCAUCAGACCCAUGGACAUUGCAAUGCUACUGCCUGCUGCCUUUGUGCUCCUACUCUUGUUUAGUUUCUGAACUGAAUUCUAAACCAACCUGUUGAGCCAAGGCAGCAGCUACUCUUCCAAACACUGGAAAAGCUGCCACAGUUUUGUCAGAGAAAAAGGUUGCAGAAGCUGGCCUUCUUUUGUUGAUUCCUGGAGUGAGUAUCAAUUUUCAGAGAGAGCUUCAGAAUAGAAUGGCAGAAACAGAUCUUCAAUUUUCUUUCCCUUUCUUUCUUUCUUUCUCUCAACAUUUUUCUCUCGGAUGGUUACCAAUUGUAUCUAGAAUAACCCUACUGUAGUCAC
Messenger RNA from Linum trigynum, 1424 nucleotides. The record is from the annotation of a GenBank genome assembly. NCBI's taxonomy places the organism in Eukaryota, Viridiplantae, Streptophyta, Magnoliopsida, Malpighiales, Linaceae.